AUGAUAGUGCGACCGGGAAACACACAUACACAUAUACACGCUUUGGAUCGAUUCAAAAUAAACCAGCAGACUGUGUCAUCCAACACGCAAUACCAAGCGAUAAAGAAAUGCUACCAGAGCAGCCAAUUGGUGGAUGACAUGGCCUACUAUCGUCCUCUGGUCUCCGGUUUGAUCCCCGAGUUAGCUGCUUUAUCCAUUUGGUACAGUGUGGAUGACAUGCCCUACUAUCGUCCUCUGUUUGAUCCGGUUUGA
Messenger RNA from Opisthorchis viverrini, 252 nucleotides. RefSeq lists its product as hypothetical. The transcript has a single exon. The record is from RefSeq and is a predicted model, not a curated record. Lineage: Eukaryota; Metazoa; Platyhelminthes; Trematoda; Opisthorchiida; Opisthorchiidae. Bases 1 to 252 code for a protein of 83 amino acids.